Molecule: messenger RNA, 2571 nt
Organism: Protopterus annectens (West African lungfish)
Lineage: Eukaryota; Metazoa; Chordata; Ceratodontiformes; Protopteridae
Gene: FOXR1
Product: forkhead box R1
Exons: 6
Coding region: 187-1161 (324 amino acids)
Biological process (GO): regulation of DNA-templated transcription
Cellular component (GO): nucleus
Molecular function (GO): DNA-binding transcription factor activity; sequence-specific double-stranded DNA binding
Source: RefSeq, a predicted model, not a curated record
UUGUGAUUAAGAAAGGAUUUGGCCUUAGAGGUACAGAUACAACAACAUAGAUCGAAAAGCUUGCUCCCCACAACUUAAACACUCUAGAUACUACUAUUGCAGAGACCAUUAGGUCUUUCGGAAGGAAAAAAAGCUAACCACCUUUUUACUCCUUACCUGUAGCGCGUACUUCUUUUAAAGUUAACUAUGAUGUAUCUACAGCUACAUAAUAAGUCGAUGUUUUACAAACUGCACUUAAGAACAUGUCUGAAAGACUGGGAUAUGGAGGAGGAGAUGAAACUGGCUACAACUACAGACCAGUAUUUCCAAGAUGAGAAGUUAAAUGACCAUUGUUUGAUGCGUUGGCAGUAUGCUCGAUUUUCACGCCAAACUUCAGCCUCAAGAGAUGAUCGUGCAGUUCAUCCAUUUCUGGAAAAUGACGAAUCCAAGAUUCAUCCAAGCCUCUGGUUGAUGGUGGAUCCAAAGCAAGCCUGCUCAAUCCGUUAUCCAAAGUUAGAAGAGCCGCAGCCAAAAGCAUAUGUAAAGAGUGUAUGUGUAACCAACAUAAUGGAAACCUCGCCCAACCAGUAUAUCUCCAACAUGGAUGAUUCUUACACAGAUCUUUCACCAUCCUCUUCCUCUUCUAGUGAGCUGAUGGUCACAGAGGAUGACGACACUUCUUCCAUUGAUAUUCCAGUUCGAAAGGUCAGAACCACUUCAAAAAGACGUGCUCCCAGGCAAACUGCAGUCAAGCGGACUAAAACCCAUACAAGAAGGUUCAAUCGUAGGCUACAACACAAAGAUGUCCAGUCACAUGGCUGGCCUAGGCCUCCAAUCAACUACUGCGUUCUUAUUGCCCUGGCGCUACGCAACAGCAACAGUGGGAGCCUUAACGUACAGCAGAUCUACAACUUUAUUCGAGAGCACUUCCCAUUUUUUCGAACAGCACCAGAUGGCUGGAAGAACACCAUCCGGCACAACCUGUGCUUUAGCCAGAGCUUUAAGAAGGCAACAAAUGAUUCAGCUGGUAAGGGAAGAAGGAAGUCCUGCUUAUGGAGACUGACACUUGAGGGAGAAAUGAAGCUUCAGGAUGAAACUGGCACAUUAUCUGAGGAAGUAUUACGGGUCCUGCGACGAAGCAUUAACAAGCCAGAGUUAAUGGAGGUAAUGUUUGAUUUAUAACCUCCGGAACUGCUCUUGCCACCUUCAAAGCACAUCCAAUUUAGUGUGAGUAAACUUGACUGCCAGAAUGAAAUGUUUGUUGCAAAUGGAGUCUGGUAUCUUGGAUCUCUCGUAGUCCUGUUUCAACUAAAGACCAGUGAAGAAGUAAAACCAUUUUCGAACUGAAACAUUAUUCUUCAAUACAGAGAUUAUUACUUCCCAUUCACAAAGAAACCCAUCUAUAUUUCAAGAGAAGCAACUGUUCCAACAUUUGGAUGCAUAUAAAUUCCACAAAGAAAGCAGUGGGAUGUUUGUUAUACUUUUAAGGAUAUGUGCUGUCCUGAAUAAGUGGAUUAUGCCUCUUCACCUAGAAAAUAAUGCCCACUUUAAAUGAAGUUGUUGCUGCAGAUAGCAUUUUCUGUUCUGCAGAAACUCCCACUGACUUGUAGAGUUGUGCAGUUCAUAAUUUAUUUUUGGUGAAAGAACAUCAGUAUGUUUUUCAGAAGCAAAAGUGGAUCUUAACCUGAUUGGUCAGACUGACAACUAAAUACAUUUAACAUUGUAAGCAGCAUUGUGCUGAAUGAAACAAAGGUAACUACUAAAAAGGUAGCUGGAAUUUGUGUUUAACCAUGUUUUAGGCAUCCAGUGAGAUGCACAGGAGCAUAUUCCUAGUAAUUAAUCUGGUUCAAAUUUGUUUUCUGGUCAUAAUUGGUAACCAUAUAGUAAGUGAGGAUAACUAGCACUAACAAAAGAGUAGUUGAAGACAAAACAGUUUCUAAAAAUAACUGGUUAAGUGUGUGUUGGGUGGGGGAGAUCUCUGACUUUGAUGUUAAAAGGCAAAUUUGGAAUACAGAGAGAGGGGCAUUUUUUGAGAUGUCAUUGAGCGUCUUCUGUGUGUAGGCAUGCAUGAAUGGGCGUGCCUUCGUUGAAGGUUGUGCGUCAGGGCUGGUAACUCGGCAUGUAAAAAUCCACUGCCAAACAUUAGCGGACCGGAGUUCCGCUGUGGCGACCCCUAACCGGGAUAAGCCGAAAGACACAACAACAUUGUGCACACAUGGCAUCAUUGUUCACGGGAUUUCAGGUUUUGCUAUAGCACUGUGUAGCAUUGCUACAAUACCUUUUUUUUUUUUUUUUUUUUUUUUAUAACUUUUAUCCUUGUUGAACUUGGAAGCUGCAAUUCUCAUUGGUGAAGUCAGAACAACCUGUGUCAUGUAUCAACGGAUGGAGGCAUAUACAGUUUUAUAGAUGCAGCAUUCAAACACAUUAUAAGACAAAUUUAUUUUGGAAAGAAGUACGAACCUUGGUAUAUGAUCAGUCUUUUUUUUCCCAAGCAGAUCCUUUGUAAGAAAUGUGAAUAUUUUUCCUUUAUAUUAAAGUUGUAUCAUUUGCCUUUACUAGGUAAUAAAGUAGCCAAGGACACAUGAUAAUGAA